GAAACAAUCCUGCAACUUGUGUUCAGAUUCUUACCAAGAAACAAGCCAUUUUAGUUCAGAUGAACACCAACCGGGGAUUGUAAAGAAAGUUACCAGUUGUUUUUAUAUAUUUUGUACUGGCAUUUUUCUGAUGGAAACGGGAUCAUCCAGCCCGAUGAUGGGGAGGUUUACUACUUCCAGGAAGCUUUUGGCCAUAAGCUUGUCGGUACUAGCCGUGCUCUCACCACUCUACAUCGACAGAUUAUCAGAGGAAGAUCUAGAAGAGGAAGAAGAACUCUUCAGCUUUAUGUUUUCCUUCUCUCUGCUUCUCCUCUUGUUGAUUUUAGCCAUAGCCUUGUCCUUGUACAGUGACCCGAGCUUGACCAGGUUUGAUCCUUACUGGAUUCACAGGCUAUGUGGUUCGUUUGGUGGAUUGCUUGUCAUCCUCAUCCUUCUUGUUUUCGUCUUGAUAUGCAAAGCCUCUGGUUAGAAUCUGAGCGAAAGUUGUUUUGAUGCCACAAAUGAAGAAGAAAAGCUCAUCUCUUGCAAAAUUUUUACAAUAUUUCUGUAUGUCAGGAACACAACUCUUUUAUUCAUUUUCUAAAGAAAAUUUAUACAAAACUCAGAAAUCCAAAGAUACAGAGUAAUAAAAUUACUCGAAAGGUAGAUUUUACAUUUGAAGCGCAGAAAAGAGUAGAUAUUUUAGACAGGUUCAGGUCAUAGAAGCUGAGCUCGGUCUGUGGUCUUUGUGGCUGCUCAACCUUCUCCUUCUCACCCACUUUGUCUCACUAGAAGCUGGAGAAACGGCUCCAUCAGCUGACGGGAGUUCGCAAGGAAGUGCCAUAGCCGAGCUGGUGAAGGCGUUGAGAACAAGGAACGCCAAAAUGGGAGACAAAUCUAAUCCUCCAAGAGGCGGUAUGAAUCCCCGGAAAAUGUUCAAGUAUGGAUCACAUAAAGUGCUGAAACAAUGGUAACGCAUAUACACAUAAAUAGGAAUCAACUAGGGUUCCUGGGCAGAUCAAUCAGGGUUUAACCAAUCUUUAAUCCAUUUAAGAGUUGGACAAAAAAGUAGUAGACAGAGUUUAUCCAAAAUAAAUUUCCUCUAAAUC
Arabidopsis thaliana (thale cress) is the source of this 1088-nucleotide messenger RNA. RefSeq lists its product as uncharacterized. The record is from RefSeq and is marked reviewed. Lineage: Eukaryota; Viridiplantae; Streptophyta; Magnoliopsida; Brassicales; Brassicaceae. Bases 131 to 469 code for a protein of 112 amino acids. The transcript has a single exon.